AAAGAAAACGAGGAGGAUUACUCGAGCGGCAGCGCGUCGCAUGUACGAAAGGGAAAGCCCGCCCAGCCACCGUUGCAGUUCGCCAAGUGUCAGAGUGCGCGGAACGCAGGUUGUGCUGAGAGACCAGGUAUCGGAGUAGUGGUCAUUCGGAGAUCCAACCGGCACGCGGACUUGGACACAUCGUCUUCACCCGGCUCACACACUUGCGCUGGACCGUUUCUCGCUUCCGUGGGUGAUCUUGUGAAUCGAACAGCCAUGCCGUACAUGCUGGAGAACGACGUGUUCGGAGAAGAGAAGAACUGGGCCCAGGUGACGCCGGAACAGAUUCGCGAGCUGCGUCAACACUUUUUGGACACCUGGAACGAGGAAGAUGACGUGUACUACGACGAAGACGUGAAGAAGAUAAAGGAGAGCGAUGAUUUCUGCCGGAAGAUAAUCGCCCACGUGCGGCUCGACAUGGACUUGGCGCACAAAGUAGCCGCAUACCAUCUCCGCUGGAGGCGAUAUGUCAAGAUUCAAGAUAUCAAGGAGGAGUCGAUACCUAAGGAGUAUUUUGAGCAGAAUGCAAUCUACCCUUACGGCAAGGACAAGCUCGGAUGUCACGUGUUGGUGCUGCGAUGCAAGAACUACACGAAGGGUCAGGCCGACGUGCUCGAGGUGAAGCGGGUGUUCCUGUUCUUCCUGGAAAAGCUGUACAACGAACACGGCGCCAAAAAGAUCACCAUGGUGUUCGACUGCAGUGGAGCGGGCCUUAGCAACAUGGAUAUCGACUUCACCAAAUUUAUCUUCAAUGUUUUUCUCAAGAGGUACCCACUGGGCCUUGGCUACGUUCUCGUCUACGACAUGCCCUGGUUGUUUAAUGCCGCCUGGAAAAUCAUCAAGGGCUGGAUGAUGCCUGAGGCCGCAGCCAGAGUCAAGAUGGUCGGCAAGGAGGAGAUCAAGGAGUACAUUGACCCCAAGGAACUCCCAGUACACAUGGGCGGAACGGAUUCCUACGAGUACAGCUACGUCCCCGGCAAGCCGCUCGGUGAGAGAGUCUCUUCUUGAAGGAUGGCCCGACGACAUUUCACCUGUCCCACCUGAGACUUCCGAUGGCGGGCGUAUGCUGGACGCCGUACUAGAGAUGAAGACAUCGGCCACUGAGAGCUUGUUUUAGAAAUGCUACUCUCACGAGAUUCGGUUUCAAAGGCGCUUUUCGCUUGCGCACUGCUGAACACACACAAAAAAA
Molecule: messenger RNA, 1228 nt
Organism: Rhipicephalus microplus (southern cattle tick)
Lineage: Eukaryota; Metazoa; Arthropoda; Arachnida; Ixodida; Ixodidae
Product: motile sperm domain-containing protein 2
Cellular component (GO): endomembrane system; endoplasmic reticulum-endosome membrane contact site
Source: RefSeq, a predicted model, not a curated record